AUGCUCACACUUGCAAAAAGUUCUGGUUUUGUCAACUUUGAGGGCUUAUCCUAUAUAUACACCAUGUUACAAUGUUUAUUUGCCAAUUGGAUCUUUGUCGAUGACCUCUAUACUUUUUGCAUGGAUCUGGAAGAAUGUGGUUGUGCUCUGGAUGAAGAUUUGCCUUUAAGCUCCGCGAUUGCUCGUCUAGGAAGUCAAUAUCCACCUGUGACAAGUCGCCUGAGAAUGAAGCUUCUCGAAGUAGUGAAAAAAACUUUGCAUGUCAUUAAAAAGGGGCAAUGGAACAUUUGUGAAUUCUUACUUCAUAUUUUAACUCAAAUGCAAGAUGAAUGCGAUAGAAUUUUGAUUAAACAUGGCCAAAUGAAAACAAACAAAAAGGAACAUGGCAAAAAUCCAGUCAGAGCAAACUUCACUUUUAUUGUAGAGUCGAUUACAAAGUGUCAAAAAUGUUGGUCAGUUGUAAAGAAAGUAGAAGACAAUGUUUAUUUACCCAUAUCAAUACAGUUUCUCAAGCAAGCAAAGCUUCGGUCUGCAAAAUUUUCAAAUCGGUUCACACUGCAGUUGUUACUGAAUGAAUAUUUCAAAACUGCUGAUAUUAUUAAAAAAUGUAAUUAUUGUGGCUUUAUGAGAGCACAAAUAAGUCAAAGAAUCAUCCAGAUUCCAAGAUGUCUCGUUAUAUUCAUUAACCGUUAUUUCUAUGAAUAUGAUGCAAAGAAGGCUGAAGAUAAAGUUGCAAUUUCUCUAUAUAUAACACUUGGAGAUGGAUAUGCUAAGAAUUCAGAUUUCUCUUGUAAAUCUCCGGUUGUUAAGAAAAUUAAUUUUGAAUCGGUUAGACCACUUCAUAGAAAAAUUUUUUCUUCCUUCAUGCAAAAUUCUGGGAGAAUAUUCGAUGGGGCGUCAGGAGACAUUUCUAUUUCAGUCUUUGAAAAGAAAUCGCAAUCGUUUUCAAGUUUGGAGUAUGAUAAAGAAGAAAAUAUUUUUUCUUUGAAAAAGCUACAGAAAAAUUGGGAUAACGAAGAUGUAGAAAACAUGGAUGAUGAUGAAAUUUUCAAUGUAUAUGGUUACCAGCCUGUAUCUUACAAGCCAGUAAGUCAGAUGAGACGAAAUGAAAUUUGUACACAGAUUGGUAUCCAGUUUCGGCGAGAUUGGAUGCAAGUUACUUACUCUGAUAUUAUUUUUAUGGAAGUCUAUACUUUGUGGAGAAAAUCAUCAAUAAGUUCAAUGAACUUGCAUGAUCAACCAGAGUCUGUCAUUAAUCUUGAAGGGAAACAUAGUACUUUAUUCCAAGCUUUAACUUAUUAUUUGUCUGGAGACGUAUAUGAUUUUCGGAAGCUUCGACAAUGCAUAAUCAGAUCCGAGAUAUCAAAUAUUGAGGUUUUACUCAAAAUGAAGAAUUGGAAUGAUCUGGAAUGGAAUAUCCAUAUGGCUGAUUUAAUGGAAAAUAAAAACAGUGAUUUUGACAUAGAAUUAUAUAUCUUUGCUUCAAUGUUUAAUGUUGAUGUGUGGCUUUAUCGUAACAAACGUUGGGUUUGCUACCGCCCCAAAUGGUUGAUAAUCGAUAAUAAGUGCAAAGAACAAAGCAUUCAUGACUAUAAAAUCGGAGAAAAUGAAGGCAUAUAUCUGAACUAUGAAAAUGGAAAUUUUCUUCCAGUUUAUGAACCAAUGGAAUUCAGUACUGAACCAUUGUAUGAGCUGCUUUCAUUGGUCAGUGAUCAUGGACAACGAAUGGAUAGUGGUGAAUGUUGA
Messenger RNA from Thelazia callipaeda (thelaziosis nematode), 1746 nucleotides. Lineage: Eukaryota; Metazoa; Nematoda; Chromadorea; Rhabditida; Thelaziidae. The record is from the annotation of a GenBank genome assembly.